Biomphalaria glabrata is the source of this 2655-nucleotide messenger RNA. Its product is annotated as myeloid leukemia factor 1-like. Lineage: Eukaryota; Metazoa; Mollusca; Gastropoda; Planorbidae. Gene Ontology annotation, biological process: regulation of DNA-templated transcription. Gene Ontology annotation, cellular component: nucleus; cytoplasm. The record is from RefSeq and is a predicted model, not a curated record. The coding region runs from base 138 to 950 and encodes 270 amino acids. The transcript has 6 exons.
UCUGACUACAGUUCAUGAACACCCAUUAAAAAAUCAUCAUCAUCAGAGCUGUUGUUUUUUUUUUCGGCUCGAAAAUCAGAUGUAAAGAUCAUGAACAGGCAUUGGUUUGGUUGAAUGCGUCAGUCGAAACGUUUGCCAUGGGAAAAACUAAAAAAAGCAAAGAAAGGACCAAAAAAUUGGUUGAAAUUUCCGAUUCCGACUCAGAUGAAGACUCCGGGAGUGAUGAUCUUUUUGGUCACCAUGAACAUUUGAGACAGAUGAACCAAAUGUUCAGAGAUCCUUUUGCUGGAUUUGGUGGUGGCCUUAUGGCCAUUGAUGAUGGUUCCAGAUCAAACAGCAGACGACAGCAGCAGCAGGCUCAGAAUAUGCAGGUGGCACAACAAGGACUAUUUAUGGAUCCUUUUGCACAUUUUGGUUCGAUGUUCUCAAACAUGAGAUCUAUGAUGAGUGACAUGCACAGAGCCUUUGAGCAGACUGCUAAUGAUCCCAAUGCUCAUGUAUAUCAACAUUCCUCUGUGAUGACAUAUUCCAACACUGGAAGAGGUGCACCAAAAGUUUACCAAGCCUCGACUUCUACAAUGCAAGGUCCAGGAGGAGUUAAAGAGACAAGAAAAGCAGUAAGAGAUUCAGAAACUGGUUUAGAAAAGUGUGCAGUAGGCCACCAUAUAAAAGACAGAGCUCACAUCAUUGAGCGAAGUAGAAACACCAGGACAGGAGAGGAAGAUGAAAAUCAAGAGCUUAUUAAUUUGGAUGAAGAUGAAGCUCAGCCUUUUGAUCAAGAAUAUCAAGAUAAAUGGCGCAGCACUAUGAGGGGAAUAGAUCAGAGACGUAGAGUGGAAAGAUCUAGAUAUGCUCCAGUGGGUGACUCAACACACCGUUCUCGCCAUGCAGCGCUGCCUGAGCCACCAGAAUCUCGAAGAAACAGAAAAUCCAGUAAUCGCAAGGAUUAAAGAUUGUCAUUUGUAAUCCGUCCAUUAUGUAAUCUGCAAUACAUUUGCAUCUCCAGCACUGCUCAAUGUUAUUUUCACAAAACUACAUGGACAUAAACUUGAUGUUUUCAUUGUGAUGGACAGUUCUGUAGAACAAAAAAAAAGUUGAAGUUUUGGAUACCUAGGACAAUUUCUAAUUGUUGUAUAGUACUUUGAUUUUCGGUAUUUUUUUUUUUUUUAAUGUUCGAUUGUAUCAUAACACCAGUGCUUAAUUAAUUUAACUUAGUUUUUUUUUUUUUUUUUUCAUUUUACCUGUUACAAACAAAAAGGGAACAAAAAUCUAUAGGAUUUUUUCUCGUAAAUGUAAAGAAAAAUGUGUACAUUUGAUAUAUAUCUACAUUGUUUUUAUGAGUAGUUUGAGCUUCUAGUUUAGUUCUGUUAUUCCACUCAUUAUACUUUAUUCCAAUCACUUGAUCCCAGUGUACAGGUUAUUAUCAAUUCAAUUAAAGCACUUGAUUGAAUCAGACAGUUGCUUGUUCAUUUUUUUUUAUUUCUGUUGGGUAUUCUGUUAUGGUUGCUAAAGACAUGAUAGAUUUGUGAAACAAAAUAAUUUUUCUUGUUUUAACUUUGUUCUCAUUUUCUCUUGUUAUUGUUAUUUCGAGCAGUGUUAACAAGGGAAAGUGUAUCAUGACAGGUUGUCUGAAUUUUUUUGUUGUUGAUUAACGUUUGUGUUGGCAGUGUUGGAGUUUGUUACUUUAUUUUAGCAGUUUUUAUACACAAGUAAGUCCUCUUGAAUCAGACUUGCUGUCAAAGAGUGGACUUUUUUUUUAUAUAGUUUGAGCUCUGUUAAUGCUACUGUGUGGAGACACUUGGACUAAAGAAUGGAGAUGAACAUGUGCAUAAGUUAAUGUAUUCUCUGUACAGAAACCUAGCUGAGGCUAUCUUAGUAACUUGAAGUCUGAUUGGCAGCUUCUUAAAGACAAGGUCACAUUUGUUUUGAUAUAAAGUUUUGUAUAAUAUUUCUGUAAAGUUUAGUUACUUGAGGACAUUGAAUGAUCAGAGCCAUCAUCAAACACAACUGUACCCGGUAUAUAUUUUGUGUAUUGGAAGAUGCUUGGUACAUGUACUGAGUUACUGGGAGUGUCUGAACACUUUCAGAGUUUACAUUUUACAGAAUGAGUUAUUUCUGUAACCUCAUCUUACUGGUCCUAAUUUAAUGGAGCAGCUUUUUUUUUUUCUUCAGGAUUUUUAUAAAAUAUCCUGGAUUAAAUAAAAAUAUUUAUAUUUAAAAAAAAAGUACAAUGAUAUUCUUAAAGUCACGUGAGCAUUAUAGCUGAAAGAAAUAACUUUGACAAUAAUUCUUCGUGAUAGACUGACUCAUUUUGUAGAAUGUUCUUUCUGGAGUAAAGUGAAAUGUUUUGCUCAAAAGCAUUCCUUUAUUUUUUGUUUGUUAUUUUUAUUUUGUUCACACUUAUUAUAUAUACAGAUGUAUCUUUAUUUUAGUUGACAUGCCUAGUACAUGGUAUUGUAAAUUCAUCAAUUACAACAAUUGUACCACAUAGUUAGCUGAUUUUGAUCCCUGAGAAUUGAAUUGUGUAGAUGUUUGGUUUUCAUUGUGUUUGCGAGGUUGGCUCAUGUGCAUUGGGUUAUUAGCACUUAAAGUUCAUCUUUGGCCAAUUUUUCUUUAAUGUAUAAUAUUCAUUACAAAUAAAAUAUUGUGAAAGUA